AUGCCCAACUCCCCGAAAGCACUAUUGGGGAGAGAUUUAUUGGAACAAUUGGGUGCAACAAUUAAAUUUGAAAAAGGAGAGAUUACUCUGGAGGUAAAUGAUCAGCAGUAUAUCCAAAUACUGAGUUUAUCCUUAGCAAGUGUUCCUACAGAAGGAAGAAUCAGCGAAGAAAUUAUGUACCAGGUAUAUCCCGGGGUAUGGGCCACCAAUGUACCAGGGAAAGCAAAAAAUGCUCCACCUGUUGAGGUCAAACUUAAGGAAGGACGACAGCCGAUAAGAAUCAAACACUAUCCCUUGGGGAAGAAAGAUAGGGAAGGGAUUCGACCGUUAAUAGAAAAAUUUUUACUACUGGGGUUACUAAGGGAAUGUGAGUCCAAUUUUAAUACUCCCAUAUUACCUGUCUGUAAAUCUGAUGGGUCAUACCGGGUGGUCCAGGACCUCCGGGCUAUAAAUAAAAUAACUGAAGACAUUUACCCGGUAGCAGUAAAUCCAUACACCUUGUUGACUGUAUUGACACCUGAUCUAACCUGGUUUACUGUUUUAGACCUGAAGGAUGCCUUCUUUUGCCUCCCUCUCCGUAAAGCCAGCCAGAAAAUAUUUGCAUUUGAAUGGGAAAGCCCUAAAAGCGGGCAUAAAACCCAGCUCACUUGGAUGGUAUUACCACAGGGGUUCAAAAACAGCCCUACCAUAUUUGGUAAUCAACUCGCAAAGGAUCUCGAAUCCUGGGAAGCCCCACUUGGGGAAGGGAAGCUGUUACAAUAUGUGGACGAUAUCCUGAUUGCCACCAAGACAAAGGACGCUUGUAUGACUUGGACGGUGAGUCUGUUGAAUUUUUGGGGGUUCCAGGGAUACCGGGUAUCCAAAAAGAAGGCUCAAGUGAUGCAGCACGAAGUGAUUUAUCUAAGUUAUGAAAUCAGUGCGGGACAAAGGACUUUAGGACAGGCCCGGAAAGAAGCAAUAUGCCAAACUCUGAGACCACAAACAGUAAAAGAGUUACAAACAUUCCUGGGAAUGACUGGGUGGUGCCGACUAUGGAUCUAUAACUAUGGGUUGCUUGUUAAACCUCUAUAUGCACUAACAAACACCGAACAGAAACACCUCAAAUGGGAUAAGGAAACCACACAAGCCUUCGAGAUGCUAAAAAAGGCCUUGAUGUCGGCCCCAGCCCUAGGACUCCCAGAUGUGAGUAAGCCGUUUUUCCUUUUUUCCCAUGAGAAGAAGGGGAUUGCCCUAGGAAUAUUGGCACAAGAUCUCGGCCCGUACUGAUGAGCAGUUGCCUACUUUUCCAAGCAGCUGGAUGCAACUGCAAAAGGUUGGCCUGGAUGUUUGCGAGCAGUUGCAGCUGUAGUGCUAAACAUCCAGGAAGCUCGAAAAUUCACCCUGGGCCAGAAAAUGACUGUGUUGGUGUCCCAUACAGUAUCUGCAGAAUUGGAAGCAAAAGGUGGACACUGGCUUUCCCCACAAAGGUUCUUGAGAUAUCAGGUUAUAAUGGUAGAACAGGAUGAUGUGGAAAUAGUAGUCACUAACAUUGUCAAUCCAGCCUCUUUCCUCAGCGGAAACCUAGGAGAACCAGUGCAUCAUGACUGUCUGGAAACCAUCAAGGCAACAUAUUCGAGUCAUUCGGACCUGAGAGACAGCCCUAUGGAGAAUACGGAAAACUGGUUCACUGAUGGAAGCAGCUAUGUCCUAAGCACUAAAAGGCACGCUGGAUAUGCCGUCACUACCAGUUGGGAAGUGAUAGAGUCAGGACCUUUGCCCAUAAACACCUCGGCACAAAAGGCAGAAAUAAUUGCACUGACCUGCGCCUUGGAAUUGGCCCGAGGCAAAGUUAUGAAUAUCUAUACCGAUUCGAGAUAUGCUUUUGGGGUUGUACAUGCACAUGGAGCAAUCUGGAAAGAGAGAGGAUUAUUGAACUCACAAGGAAAAAAUAUCAAGCAUGCAGAGGAGAUCCUGAAACUAUUGGAGGCAGUCCAGCUCCCUGAGAAACUGGCGAUUAUGCACAUUAAGGCACACCAGAAAGUGAACUCAAAGUUGGAAAGAGGAAAUGAGCCGGUGGACAGAGAGGCAAAACAGGUAGCCAAGGUAAAGACUAAUCCCAAGAGCACCCCCAAACUGGAAAUGGGCCAAAUUGGGAAGGGCAAUGGGCCUGGGCAACAAUGGCAGAUUGAUUUUACAGAAUUUCCAAGAAAAGAGGGGUAUCGAUAUUUAUUAGUAUUAACUGAUACCUUUUCAGGUUGGCCAGAGGCAUUCCCCACCAGGACAGCCAAGGCUCAGAAGGUAGUUAGGAUAUUAUUACAAGAGAUAAUACCGCGUUUUGGGGUUCCAGCAACCAUGUAUUCUGAUAGAGGACCACACUUUAUCUCAAAAGUGGUACAGGAAAUCAGCUGCCAUUUGGGCAUAGACUGGCAACUUCAUGCUCCAUAUCACCCUCAGUUGAGUGGCCAAGUAGAAAAAAUGAACCACUUAAUUAAACAGCAGAUUGUGAGGUUGGGGCAAGAAACUAGCUUGACCUGGCCUCAGUCCCUUCCCUUGGCUCUCUUGCGCAUACGAACUAAGCCAAGAGCAAAGGAAGGACUAAGCCCUUUUGAGAUCUUGUAUGGACAACCUUACGGAAUGCAGAAAGGAAUGUACACACAGGUUGGGGAUGAAAUCAUGACCUCUUAUAUGGUGACAUUAGGCAAAGAACUUGGUAAAAUUGAGAAACGUGGCUGGGACUCGAAGUAG
Molecule: messenger RNA, 2724 nt
Organism: Cygnus olor (mute swan)
Lineage: Eukaryota; Metazoa; Chordata; Aves; Anseriformes; Anatidae
Exons: 2
Biological process (GO): DNA integration
Molecular function (GO): RNA-DNA hybrid ribonuclease activity; nucleic acid binding
Source: RefSeq, a predicted model, not a curated record